AUGUCCGCCACGACAUCGAGUUUGAUUUCAACAACCACAACUGCGACUCCUCCGCCCUCGGCGACUGGUAAUAAUGGUAAUUCAGGCAAUGGCCCCAGUUCGCCUCUCCUCUUUUUUGUCGCUCUAGGGUUCGGUGUAGUUUUCACCAACUUAUGGAUUAUUGUCGGUGUCAAGUAUUGCUUCCGAUAUAAUCAACGCAAUCGACAGCGAAUGAAUGGAGAGGAUCCGGAUGCCGUCGAUCUGGGGGCAAUGCCCCGACAACAUCGGAGAAGGAGAGAAAAGAAACUGAUGACCAUGGAAGAAGUCAACGAGAAGUUUCCUUUGACCAAAUACAAAGCAUGGCGGGCCACUCGAGCCGACGAGGGUUUACCCACCGCUGGCGGUAUCAACACUGCAUCCCGGCCUGUCAGUCGAGCAGCAAGCAUACAUCAUGAAGACCGAGCAUCGAAAGAUCUUUCCAACUCAGUCGAAGCUCGAGAACUGGCACAGGCCAAAGCCGACGCCGCACAAAACGAGAAAGCGCAGCAACCUGAACAUGGCCAACCUCAUCUGGUUGGUGGCGUCGCCGAUUCUGAUUCUCGACCGGACACUCCAUCCAGGCCGAAAUCAACGCAAUCAACCAUGGUUCCAGAUUCCCCUGUUGUUCACAAGGUGACCACCAAUGAUGAGGAUGAUGAGGACGAUGACCACAUUCAGACAGCCGUACCCGCCGAGCAAUUACCAGAUCCCGGCGACGCCUGUGCAAUCUGUAUCGAUACUCUCGACGACGACGACGAUGUUCGCGGUCUGCAAUGCGGCCAUGCAUUCCAUGCAUCCUGCGUCGACCCUUGGUUAACCUCGCGGAGGGCGUGCUGUCCUCUGUGUAAGGCUGACUAUUAUGUACCCAAACCCCGGCCAGAAGGCCCCAAUGGGGAGGGCUUGACCAGAUCGGCCACGAAUCCAGAUCUUCCCCAACCUCCCCAAACCUCCUAUUCCAUCAUCGCGAGUGCUCGACAGGGUCGUAGACCCGCGAUGUAUAUUCCUGGACGUUUCAUGAGUAUAGUUUACCAUGAUCGCGAUCGACAUGGAUUUCCUGUUGUGGUACGAGCUGAAAGAGCCGGCCAGAAUGACCGACAGAGAGAAAGAGAAGUCAGCACGGCGACCACCGCUAAUGGCGACGCUCCGGAGACACAAUCGCAAACACCAACAUGGAGGUCACGAUUUAUUGGUCUACGUCUUCCUGGAAGGGCUCGACCUCCUCCAGCAACACAUAAUCAACCUUCCGGUAAUGGAGCACCUGAGGUGCAUCCAACACCUUCGCAGCUAGAGGCUGGAAGGUGA
Molecule: messenger RNA, 1320 nt
Organism: Exophiala bonariae
Lineage: Eukaryota; Fungi; Ascomycota; Eurotiomycetes; Chaetothyriales; Herpotrichiellaceae
Exons: 2
Coding region: 1-1320 (439 amino acids)
Biological process (GO): ubiquitin-dependent protein catabolic process
Molecular function (GO): ubiquitin protein ligase activity
Source: RefSeq, a predicted model, not a curated record